AUGACUCAAACGGCAACAACGACGACGACGACAAACAAUAAUACUUCAGUAGUACCGACUACUACUAAUACUACUACUACCACUUCUAAUUUUAGCAUCCAAAAGAACGGUACAUCAACUAAUGUUCAAUCAACAAGAGAUAAAUCAGGUAAAAGAAUAGAAUUAGAAAAACUAAUAAGAGAAUUUCAAAGUAAAUUAGGUAAGGAUUGGGAAAAAUAUCAUGAAACUUUAAGUUUAUUUUUAAUUGGUAAAUUAUCAAGACCUGAAUUAAUUGAUAUUAUAAAUCCCAUAUUAAAACCUGAAAAUUUAUUUAAAUAUCAUAAUAAAUUAUUAAUGUUAAAUUUUGCAAAUAGUUUAAAAAAUAGUAGUUCAUUAAAUUUUUCAAAUGAAUUAGCAUCAUUUUGGAAUAAAAAAUUAUCAAAAACAUCAAAAAAUGUUAAAAGUUCUCAAUAUGAAAAAUUUAAACUGAAUAUUAUGGGAUUACCUAUAAAAGAAAGAAGAAGAAUUAAAAAUAUAACAAGAGAUUCAGGUAAAAGAAAUAAAUUAAAUGCUGGUAUUACAUUAACUAGACAUACUCUUUUACCUAAAAUACCAAUGAUUCAAGAUAAAGAACAACAACAAUUACAAGUAAAUAAUUUAGUACAAUGGCAACAAGAUGUAUUAAAUGGUAUUAAUGCACCAAUAUCAACUGAAAGUUAUGAAAUCCCCGAUGCUGAUAAUCCAUCAAAAUUAAUGUUAAUGACAAUGAGAGAACAUGGUUUAACUGGUGGAUUAAAUUCAGGAGUAAUGGAAGUUUUAUUAUUAGGUUUAAAAUCUCAUUUAAAAAAUAUAGUUGAAAGUGCAAUUGAUGUUGCAAAAUACAGGAAAAAUAAAUAUACAAAUAAUGAUUAUGUCCCAUAUGAUAAACCACCAACUCAAGAUUUAGAAACAUCACCAUCGAAGAAAAGGAAAUAUGAAGAAGUUGAAAAUAGUAAAGAUAUAAUUUUAUCUGUUGAAGAUUUAAAUGAUACUUUUGAAAUGUUUCCAUAUUUAAUAGAACCAAAUGGUCCAAGAUUAAGAUUAAGUAAUGUUUUAUUAGAAAAUGAUGAUUAUAAAGGUAAAGAUUUUAAUUAUACAUUACCACCAAAACCUAUAUCAUAUAUUACAAAAAAACCAAUAGAUACAUCAGUUCCUAAUAAUUCCAACAACAAUACCAAUAGUAAUGAGAAUAAUAAUAAUGAUUCAAAUAAAAAAUCAGAUCAAUCAAAUAAUUCAUCUGCCUCGUCACCAACUCAAGUACAACAACAACAACCAUUACCUAGACCGGAUGCUCAUAUAGGUACAAAUGAUGAAUUGAAAUGGGUAUUACAUGAUUUAAUCUCAACCAUGUAA
This is a messenger RNA of Lodderomyces jiufengensis, 1371 nucleotides long. RefSeq lists its product as uncharacterized. The transcript has a single exon. The record is from RefSeq and is a predicted model, not a curated record. Gene Ontology annotation, molecular function: transcription coactivator activity. Lineage: Eukaryota; Fungi; Ascomycota; Pichiomycetes; Serinales; Debaryomycetaceae. Gene Ontology annotation, biological process: regulation of transcription by RNA polymerase II. Gene Ontology annotation, cellular component: SAGA complex. The coding region runs from base 1 to 1371 and encodes 456 amino acids.